Podarcis lilfordi (Lilford's wall lizard) is the source of this 2653-nucleotide messenger RNA. Lineage: Eukaryota; Metazoa; Chordata; Lepidosauria; Squamata; Lacertidae. The record is from the annotation of a GenBank genome assembly.
AUGGAGCCCCGGCCACCUGCCCCCGGGGGCAGAAGGGGGUGCCGGAGGAGGGCCCGGGAGUGGCUGAUCCCCCUCUGGCUCUGCGUGUGCGCUGCGGGGAGCUGCAGGGGACAGGUGUAUAAGCUCAGCCUGGCGGUGGACGAAGGGCUGCCCGCGGACACGCUGGUGGGGGACAUCAGCGCAGGGCUGCCCCCCGGCGAAGGGCACCCCGGCGGCUUCUUCCUCUCGGAAGGCAGCGGCGAGUCAGCCGUGUUGGCGGAUUUCCACGUGCACACGGACACGGGCAUCAUCCGCACGGCGCGGCUGCUGGACCGAGAGCGCCGGGCGCGCUACAGCUUCGUGGCGGCCACGCUGCGGGGGGAGAUGGUGCAGGUGGAGAUCAGGGUCAGCGACGUGAACGACCACGCGCCGCGCUUCCCGCGGGACUGGGUGCGCCUCAACAUCUCCGAGCUGAGCCCGCCCGGCAGCGCCUUCCGCUUGCCCGCUGCGCGCGAUCCCGACGCAGACAGCUUCGGCACGCAGGGCUACUCGCUGCUGCCGCUGGAUCAGGACCAGGAUCGGGAGAAAGGUCCGCUUUUCCAGCUGCGCUACGGGACCCCGCCGGAUACCCUGGACCUGGUGCUGCUGCGCCGCCUGGACCGGGAGCGGGCGGAGACGCACCGCCUGCUGGUCGAGGCUUGGGACGGCGGAAGCCCUCGUCGGAGCGGCCGCCUGCGCGUGGAGAUCCAGGUGGUGGACGAGAACGACAACGCGCCCGCCUUCGGGCAGAGCGAGUACCGCGCGCGCGUGCGGGAGGACGCGCCCGUGGGCAGCUCCGUGUGCCGCGUCUGGGCCAGCGACCCGGACCUGGGCGCCAACGGCGAGGUGCGCUACAGCCUGGCCCGCCGCCAGGGCGACCCCUCGGCCGCCUCCUUCUUCGAGGUGGACGAGCGCAGCGGGCUGCUGCGCCUGCGGCGCCCUCUGGACCGCGAGGCCCGCGCCCUCCACCGCCUGGCCGUGGAAGCCCGCGACGGCGGCGCCCAGCCCGAGCUGGCCACGGCCCUGGUGGCCGUCGAGGUGCUGGACGUGAACGACAACGCGCCCACCAUCCAGCUGCUCUACCUCACCGAGGGCGGCGCCAGCGUGUCCGAGGGCGCGCAGCCGGGAGACUACGUGGCCCGCGUGUCCGUCUCGGACCCGGACGAGCCGGGCGGCGUGGCGCUGAGCCUGCAGGGCGGCGGCGGCGCCUUCUCGCUGCGGCCUUCGGGCGGCGACGGCGGCGUCUUCUUCCUGUGCGUCGAGGGGCCCCUGGACCGCGAGAGGCGCGACGCCUACGAGCUCCGCCUGGUGGCCGUCGACUGGGGCGCGCCGCCCCUCUCCUCGCAGCGGGCGCUGCUCCUCCGCGUGGCCGACCUCAACGACCAGGCGCCCGCCUUCGCGCAGCCGCGCUACCGGGCCGCCGUCUCCGAGGCCGCCUCGCCGGGCACCGUGCUGCUGCGCCUCAGCGCCGCCGACGCCGACGAGCCGGGCUCGCGCAACGCCCAGGUGCGCUACGCGCUGGGCCCCCACCAGGCGCCCGCCGCGCUCUUCCAGCUCGACCCGCUCAGCGGCGCCCUCAGCCUCCGGGCGCCUCUGGACCACGAGCGCCAAGCGGCGCUGGAGCUGCUGGUGCUGGCCAGGGACCUAGGCGAGCCGCCGCUCUCCGCCUCGUGCGUCGUCAGCGUCGCCGUGGAGGAUGCCAACGACAACGAGCCCGUCUUCCAGCACCAGGUCUACAACGCCAGCCUGGCCGAGCACGCCCCGGCCGGCCACUGCCUCCUGCAGGUAACGGGGCGCAAGAAAGCGCGGCCGUGGCUCCUUGGUUGUUUGGAGGGGAAGGGCCUGAAGCCUGACAAGGUGCACCUGUUGAAAUUCCUUCCUCUGCAAAGGAAGAGGACCUGCUGGUAUAGGGCGGUAUGCAAAUUUAAUAAAUAAAUGAAAUACAUAAAGGCCCUAAAAGUCUUGCUCAGAUGCUGUGGAGAGUCCAGGGAUAGCAGCCUUUCUCUCCAUUGCAUCUGAGCAGCCUUUGCAAGGUUGAACUCCACAAAGGAAAUCUAGGGGCAGUUGUUCAUAAGCAGCCAGUUGGGGCCUCAAGCGGCAUGUGGUACCCAAUGCCAAUGGAGUUAUUUGGCAGCUUGGGAAGAAAAUUCCUCAGGGGCCCUGGCAAUACAAAAACCACAAUAAACAAAUACAGUGGUGCCUCGGGUUACAUACACUUCAGGUUACAGACUCCGCUAACCCAUAAAUAGUACCUCAGGUUAAGAACUUUGCUUCAGGAUGAGAACAGAAAUCGUGCUCCAGCAGCGCAGCAGCAGCAGGAGGCCCCAUUAGCUAAAAUGGUGCUUCAGGUUAAGAACAGUUUCAGGUUAAGAACGGACCUCCGCAACGAAUUAAGUACUUAACCUGAGGUACCACUGCAACUGUUUCUGGCCCUUUUAUUACACUCCAAAUCAGCCUCCUGAGGUGACGUUCUGCCUCAAUCUGCCUCUUGGCAGGGCUGGCCCGCCCUCGUCAUGUGCAGCAGCCAUUGCAGAGCAGAUUGCCCCUUUUGCAAUGGCAGCCCAAACUUACUUUGUCUGUGCAGGGAUAUGUGCAAAGUGUGAUCCUGUGUGUGGCAGCAGAGAAGCACAGCUGA